AAAAAAGAGAAAAAAGAUGAAGAGAGUAUAGCAGGUGGUCUGGUGGCGUCGCCGUCUCUUCCAACUCUAGCAGUGGCACCCGUCCAAAUCAAAUACACCAUUAGAUUGCAACUGAGCAGCGACGAGUCGUAUUAAUAAAUGACUGAAAGGAUCACCCGAGAAAAGAAAAGAAAAGAAAAGAAAAGAAAGUAAGAGGGGAGAGAAAAGAAGGGAGAAAAGGGGAACUAAAAAAUGGCAACUGAGCAGGAAGCGAGAUUGCUUUGUGAGCAGCCUUUUUUGUUACGCCCAAAGAAUUGGUGGUGGUGGCCCCUGCUCUUUUCUCGUACUUCUAUAUAUCUGCAUUAGUGCAUUUGCGUGUGUUAUAUUUUUAUACAAGUGCUGCUGGAGAAAGCAGAAAAGAAAGGUGUUCUCGAGAUCCAGCAUCGGAAAACUGAGAUUUUCCGGGAAAAAUCGUGGUGGGAUUUCUUGAUUCUCGAGAAAAAUCUCUUGUCGGGAGUUCUCCCGAGGUGGGUGCUAUCUCCCCGUACCCAUUUCUUCGAAUUUCAGCCUUGCUCGCGGCUUCCAGCCUUUCUUCUUUCUUUCUCCGCUUCGAUUUGCUUCUUUUCCGAGCUGAAAUGCUGAUGUGAUUUCGGAGAUUGCACUCGUUUUUUCUUCAGUUUCUUCCGGCUCAGUUCUUCCCUGUUUUCCAAGGAAUCGAAGCCUGCUUAAUGCAAAAACAGAAUUCAAUAGAGAAAUCAACUCUCGUCUCCUCCGGAAAUCUCAAACCCAAAAAACGAACUCCUUGAUUCUUCUGGCUGUAAUUUUCUCUAUCUCCUUCUCUACUUUUCCAAGGAAUUACAGCGUAACGGGUGUAGGCUAGAGUUUAAUAGAUAAAUAAACUCUCCUCCCCUCCGGAGUCCCAACCCCGGUAGCUCCUCAAGUUUUUCUCGAAGCGGAUAAAAAGCCUCUGCUUCUUCUACCGCUUGUUGGAGCUCGUCGCCACUCUCCUCUGCGAUCCCAGCGCCCCCUGUUUCUCCAGGUUUAAAUCUCAGCCCUCCGAUCCGACGUCACUGGAAGCGUGCAGUUCUUGUCCAACGAACCUCCUCAAUUUUCGCUUCCGGCGCAUCCACACAGUCGAAAUGCCAAAAUUCGUAAACCCUUUCCUCGUUCGACACUUAUUUUUUCUCUCAGUGGCGCUUAAUGUGAGCCUGAUUCUGAAAGCAAUGCACGAGUGGCAGAGCAGGAGGGAAGUACAGGGAAGCUUUCCGGGAAAGCUGGCGGAGACGGCGGUGCAGGAAGGCGGCUCGGCGCCGUGGCCAGCCAAAUCUACCGCAAUCACCGAGUCGGACGACGGUGGAGGGAGGGUCAUCAACCUCGACCACGGUGACCCGACAAUGUACGAGAGGUAUUGGCAACAGAUGGGGGACAGAACAACAAUACAGAUCUCGGGGUGGCAAUCCAUGAGCUACUUCUCCGAUAUCGGAAACCUGUGCUGGUUUCUGGAGCCUGAGUUUGCGCGGGCUGUCGUCAGACUCCACAGGGUCGUCGGCAACGCCGCCACCGACGGCCGCCACAUCGUUGUUGGGACUGGCUCCACGCAGCUCUUCAUGGCGGCUCUCUACGCCCUUUCCCCGCCCAAUGCCUCCCACCCCAUCAACGUCGUCUCAGCCGCCCCCUACUACUCGUCAUACCCCUUGAUUACGGACUUUCUAAGGUCUGGGCUAUACAAAUGGGGUGGAGAUGCGAACAGAUAUGAGGAGAAAGGGCCAUACAUAGAACUGGUGACUUCUCCAAACAACCCUGAUGGGUUUGUGAGGGAAGCGGUGGUGAACCGGGGCGGCGGAAUGUUGGUCCAUGACCUUGCUUACUUUUGGCCCCAAUACACUCCCAUCUCCUAUACUGCAGACCAUGACCUUAUGCUCUUCACCGUCUCGAAAUGCACCGGCCACGCGGGUAUGCGCAUUGGGUGGGCUCUUGUGAAGGAUCGGGAGGUUGCGAAGAAAAUGACCAAAUUCAUAGAGCUUAGCACCAUUGGCGUUUCCAAAGAUUCCCAACUUCGGGCAGCAAAGAUCUUGCAAGCCAUGACAGACAGCUGCAAAGUCAAUAGCCCCAAAGAAGGCGAAAGCUUCUUUGAGUUUGGCUUCCACCUCAUGACUGAGAGGUGGAAGAAGCUACGAGCAGCAGUGAGGCAAAGUGGGCAAUUUAGCUUGCCAGAGUUUCCCCCAGAGUUGUGCACCUUUAGCGGCCGAUUCUUCGAGACGCAGCCUGCAUUUGCAUGGUUGAAAUGCGAAGGAGAGGAAGGAGAGGACUGUGAGGGUUUCCUACGAAGCCACCGCAUAUUGACACGGGGCGGGAGGCAUUUUGGGGUAAGCCCAAAGUAUGUGAGGAUCAGCAUGUUGGAUCGAGACGAAACUUUUGAACGUUUUGUUCAGAGACUAUCGAUGAUCUCUUAACAUUCAUGCAUGCAUUAAUAGUCUCAUUCAUUCAUUUUAGGGUGGGUUUGAGCGUUUCCCUCCAUUAAGAGGGAUUGCUGCUAGGAAGCUGGGCUGGGGAGGGUGACGAUGAUGACUAAGAAAAUUACAUGUUUAUCUUUUGACAAGAAAAUUAUGAGGAAGAGCGAUGGUUUUAACUUUACUUAAAUCCAUAUUUUAUUUGUGAGAUUGAUCUCUCUGAUUUAGUAUGUAUUUUUGAGAGAUUAAUGUACUAUGAUAAUCGGUAUCAUCAAUGAAGAGCAAAUUUCUCCUAUUACUGAAAAAUUUCAUUGUUGGAGGCUCUUCAAAGGCUCGAAUAAAUUGAUGGGAUAACAUUUCUGUUUGGUCUC
Messenger RNA from Malania oleifera, 2800 nucleotides. Its product is annotated as tryptophan aminotransferase-related protein 2-like. NCBI's taxonomy places the organism in Eukaryota, Viridiplantae, Streptophyta, Magnoliopsida, Santalales, Ximeniaceae. Gene Ontology annotation, molecular function: transaminase activity; carbon-sulfur lyase activity. Bases 1119 to 2432 code for a protein of 437 amino acids. Gene Ontology annotation, biological process: amino acid metabolic process. The record is from RefSeq and is a predicted model, not a curated record. The transcript has 5 exons.